AUGAGCUAUCCAAGAGACUAUUCAAAUCUCUAUCUAGACGUGAACCAAUAUGGCUCCAGGAACCCUUAUCCAAGCUCUUCUAUACCUCAAUACAGUUACUCAACUCGCAACUCCAGCUAUCCUUAUACUGAUUCCCAUAAUAACUUUUACCCAUCUAGAUAUCCAACUUACGAGCCUUACAAACCAAUUUUUGAGGACAAGCAAGACUAUCAUUCCAGAAUUGAGCGAAAUAUUGACCAGCAAAUAGAAGAAAAAGAAACAAGACUCAAAAAAUUCAGCAGCACUGAAACAUCUUUUUCGAAAUCCAAUUAUGCCGAUAACCCCAACUUUCAGUCGUCUAGAAAUAAUUUUCAGGCUGAAUCUCUAUCAGACUCAAAACAAGAAUCUUCAUCAAAACUGUCAAGAAGCAAUUCUUCUAAAAAAUACGAUCAUAUGAGAAAUCCUUACUCGAAAUAUAACACAAUCAGUCCAUAUGCAAAAACAACCUUUGCCUAUAGGAUGAGGACAAUUGAUAAUCAGCCUUAUACUUUUUCUGAAGAAGAGCCGGUAGCUAGAAAAAAAGAAAAAAAGGUUGUAAAAACUAGCCAAAAAAAUAAAGUUAUCAAAAAAUUGGUAGGAAUUAUUGAGGACCAUGCCGAAAUUUGCCCACAAUUAAAAUAUAAGCUUGAUGCAUUAAGGGAAGAGUUCCCGUUUAUUUAA
This is a messenger RNA of Blepharisma stoltei, 699 nucleotides long. NCBI's taxonomy places the organism in Eukaryota, Ciliophora, Heterotrichea, Heterotrichida, Blepharismidae. The record is from the annotation of a GenBank genome assembly.